AUGUCUUUGUCAUGUGACAUGGAAAAUAUCAGAAUAUCUUGGUCAUAUGAGUAUUGGGAUAUUCGUCAUGUGACCAUUAAAAUGUUUUCGUCAUGUGACCAUCAGGAUUCUGGUCAUGUGAUGAUUAUAGGGGAUCCUGGUCAUGUGAUGAUUAUAGGGGAUCCUGGUUAUGGGAUGAUUAUAGGGGAUCCUGGUCAUGUGAUGAUUAUAGGGGAUCCUGGUCAUGUGAUGAUUAUAGGGGAUCCUGGUCAUGUGAUGAUUAUAGGGGAUGCUGGUCAUGUGAUGAUUAUAGGGGAUGCUGGUCAUGUGAUGAUUAUAGGGGAUCCUGGUCAUGUGAUGAUUAUAGGGGAUCCUGGUCAUGUGAUGAUUAUAGGGGAUCCUGGUCAUGUGAUGAUUAUAGGGGAUCCUGGUCAUGUGAUGAUUAUAGGGGAUCCUGGUCAUGUGAUGAUUAUAGGGGAUCCUGGUCAUGUGAUUAUUAUAGGGGAUGCUGGUCAUGUGAUGAUUAUAGGGGAUCCUGGUCAUGUGAUGAUUAUAGGGGAUCCUGGUCAUGUGAUGAUUAUAGGGGAUCCUGGUCAUGUGAUGAUUAUAGGGGAUCCUGGUCAUGUGAUGAUUAUAGGGGAUCCUGGUCAUGUGAUGAUUAUAGGGGAUCCUGGUCAUGUGAUGACUAUAGGGGAUCCUGGUCAUGUGAUGAUUAUAGGGGAUCCUGGUCAUGUGAUGAUUAUAGGGGAUCCUGGUCAUGUGAUGAUUAUAGGGGAUCCUGGUCAUGUGAUGAUUAUAGGGGAUCCUGGUCAUGUGAUGAUUAUAGGGGAUCCUGGUCAUGUGAUGAUUAUAGGGGAUCCUGGUCAUGUGAUGAUUAUAGGGGACCCUGGUCAUGUGAUGAUUAUAGGGGAUCCUGGUCAUGUGAUGAUUAUAGGGGAUCCUGGUCAUGUGAUGAUUAUAGGGGAUCCUGGUCAUGUGAUGAUUAUAGGGGAUGCUGGUCAUGUGAUGAUUAUAGGGGAUCCUGGUCAUGUGAUGAUUAUAGGGGAUCCUGGUCAUGUGAUGAUUAUAGGGGAUCCUGGUCACGUGAUGAUUAUAGGGCAUCCUGGUAAUCAAAAACAGUGCGUUAAAGCAUCCUUAGUAUCUACCAAAAACUGA
Molecule: messenger RNA, 1134 nt
Organism: Nematostella vectensis (starlet sea anemone)
Lineage: Eukaryota; Metazoa; Cnidaria; Anthozoa; Actiniaria; Edwardsiidae
Product: collagen alpha-2(I) chain-like
Exons: 2
Coding region: 1-1134 (377 amino acids)
Source: RefSeq, a predicted model, not a curated record